AGUUCCUGCGCCCAGUUUCAUCAGUCAAAUAUUGAGUCAAAGACUAUCACUCUUUCAACCAAGCAUGCCCUCCUCUGCUCAGAACGUCGGCAUCAAAGCCCUUGAGAUCUACUUUCCUAGUCGAGUAAGUUCGCCAGGUAGCGAUGUUUCUACUGUUGCAGUUAGUAGGAACUUUGGCUAACAGAAUGCAGUAUGUCCCCCAGACCGAGCUAGAGACAUUUCUCGGAGCCAGUGCAGGGAAAUACACCAUCGGACUAGGUCAGCAGAACAUGAGCUUCUGUGAUGACCGUGAAGAUCUUUACUCUCUUGCCCUGACCGCCGUAUCCUCCCUUCUCCGCAAGUACUCGAUCGACCCCAACACCAUCGGGCGUCUCGAAGUGGGAACUGAGACUCUGCUGGAUAAAGCCAAGUCCUGCAAGACGGUGCUGAUGCAGCUGUUCGGCGAUAACACUGACAUCGAGGGCGUCGACACAUACAACGCCUGCUAUGGCGGGACCAACGCCCUGCUCAAUGCAGUAAACUGGGUCGAGUCUUCCUCCUGGGAUGGCCGCGACGCCAUCGUCGUGGCGGGGGAUAUUGCCCUGUACGAAACGCCAGCGGCGCGUCCCACAGGUGGUGCAGGCUGCGUGGCCAUGCUUAUCGGUCCGGACGCCCCUCUGGUGCUGGAGCCGGUCCGGGGUUCCUGCAUGAAGCAUGUCUAUGAUUUUUACAAGGCGGAUUUCAAAUCCGAGUACCCGCUCGUCGACGGGCAGUUUUCCAACACCUGCUACCUGGGUGCCCUGGACGCAUGCUACCAGCGGUAUCAGACCAAGCAGCGCGCGCGGAAAGAAGCAAAGACGAAUGGGACAGCCAUCAGCAAUGGUCACAAGGGCAGUUUCCUGGAUACGUUUGACUAUUUCGCUUUCCAUGCGCCAAACUGCAAGCUCGUCGCCAAGGGGUAUGGCCGGUUGCUGUUCAACGACUUCAAAUUAGAGCCGGGGUCGUUUAACGAGGUGCCGGCACAAGUCCAAGAAGCCGACUUUACGGCGUCGCUGACGGACAAAGGCCUGGAGAAGCUGUGUGUUAGUCUCACCAAGGACCGGUUCGCCGAGCGCGUCGAGCCAUCAUUGACCGUCCCGACGAACUGCGGCAAUAUGUACACCGCCAGUGUGUAUGCGGGUCUCAUCAGCCUGAUCAGCAAUGUCCCCAGCGACCGACUGCAGGAUAAACGCAUCGGCAUGUUCAGCUAUGGGAGCGGACUGGCUAGCACAUUGUUCAGCUUCCGUGUCAAGGGCGACACGACCGAGAUAGCUCAGAAGAUUGGCUUGCAUGAUCGCUUGAGUGCUCGGACGGCAGUGUCGCCCGAAUUCUAUGAUAAGAUGUGUAAACUCCGUGAAAAGGCAUAUCAGCAGAGGAACUACACUCCCGAGGGAAGUGUCGAGAGCCUUGCCCCAGGAACCUACUUCCUGGUGCAUGUGGAUGAGGCAUAUCGACGCAAGUAUGACAUGAAGCCAUACCUCUCUAUGUGUGAGGAUCAGCAUGGACAGGCUGUUUAAAUGAAAUCAUAGUCGAGCGGGAGGAGGACAAUGAGAUCACCUUACUUCAAGGAUACUGUCAUCCAACAUGACUGGCCAAUAGGGGCACUUUCAAUGAACAAAUGGCAAAAGUUAAGAGCGGGAACAUUAAGGUACGUAGAGGACCACUGCGUAGUGCAAGUGGAACAGUGGAUCCUUACGGAGUACAACUGACAUAAUGAUCGCCAAAGAUGAAAGAUAAUUAUUGCUAAGUUACAGUGCCACAUAGCAAUUUACCGCUAAGAUUCGGAGAGUGUUGAUCAACAACGCAGCAAUUCAGACUAGCCACAGAACGG
This is a messenger RNA of Aspergillus novofumigatus IBT 16806, 1849 nucleotides long. RefSeq names its product putative hydroxymethylglutaryl-CoA synthase (gene erg13A). The record is from RefSeq and is a predicted model, not a curated record. The transcript is spliced from 3 exons. Bases 186 to 1535 code for a protein of 449 amino acids. Gene Ontology annotation, molecular function: hydroxymethylglutaryl-CoA synthase activity. Gene Ontology annotation, biological process: acetyl-CoA metabolic process; ergosterol biosynthetic process. NCBI's taxonomy places the organism in Eukaryota, Fungi, Ascomycota, Eurotiomycetes, Eurotiales, Aspergillaceae.